This is a messenger RNA of Danaus plexippus (monarch butterfly), 3849 nucleotides long. Its product is annotated as nonsense-mediated mRNA decay factor SMG7-like. Gene Ontology annotation, biological process: nuclear-transcribed mRNA catabolic process, nonsense-mediated decay. The record is from RefSeq and is a predicted model, not a curated record. The transcript has 18 exons. Gene Ontology annotation, molecular function: telomerase RNA binding; protein binding; telomeric repeat DNA binding. The coding region runs from base 136 to 3546 and encodes 1136 amino acids. NCBI's taxonomy places the organism in Eukaryota, Metazoa, Arthropoda, Insecta, Lepidoptera, Nymphalidae. Gene Ontology annotation, cellular component: telomerase holoenzyme complex.
CGUUUGACAAGUAUUUCAUUUGACUGUAUGGAUAUCGCUAAUGUUUAGAUUUUUUUUAUAAUUUCUUUAUUUUAGUCGGUUUCCUGUUUUGUACUGAUGAUAUGACAAUAAUUGAGGCUAUACGCCUCUAUAAAAAUGGUUUUAAAUGCCGCUGUGCAGUUAUUAAGAGAGGCAGAGGAAUUGAAACAGAAGAUUUUAAAAUUCAAUAGUUGCAUUUCUAUGCUUCAGGAUAGAAGUUUAUGGGUAACACAGCAACAGUUACAGAAGGUGUACCAGAAAGUUUUGGUACUGGAUCUUGAUUAUGCUCUAGAGAAGAAAGUGGAACAAGAUCUAUGGAAUGUUGGGUUCAAGCAGCAGAUUGAGGCUUUGCAGGCCAUUUCCAAAGAUAGAAAGAGUGUCCUCAGAAGUGAAGCUCAAGGUAUGCUGUCAUGGGUGCUGCAGGCUGCCGCCGGGUUCUACCUAUGCCUCUUGCAUCAAAUCUGCACAACAUUUAAACUAGAUCUACCAUUUAGACGUAGGGCGUCCCUUCUUGGCUCGGUUGAAGGGUGGGAGGCCGGUGGGUGUCCAGAACCCGUUCGAGCCGGUGCUGGAGCUGCCCGGUAUGCAUGCCAGCACUGUCUCGUACACCUCGGGGACCUCGCCCGUUACAGACACCAGCUGAAAGUCGCACACACCUUUUACAGGCAUGCCCUAGCGGUGUCUGUGCAUUCAGGGCAGCCAUACAAUCAGUUGGCGCUGGUCGCUUGGCGUCGUGGCCGCCGUCUGGCCGCCCUCUACUGGCACGUCCGGUCGCUGCUGGUCCGAGCACCCUUCCCUCCCGCCCCCGCGAACCUCACCCGGACCCUGGCGGCCGCGGGUCGUGACGUCAAGGAGACGCCGCUGCCCGUGCUGCCGGGGCUGUCCGGUGUGGAGGGGCACGCCACCAGCGCACCUUCAAAGGCAACUGUAACUGAAAAACUCGACUCGCACUCCUAUGUGAAUGAACUAGUACGAGCACUCCACUACCUGCACAGCUUGGAACACCUCGACACGGCCGAAGAGCUGGUUGGGAAGCUGAACUCGUCCCUGACACACCUCGUGGCCACUGACAGCUUCGAUUCCAUGACUCUGGUUAAGAUGGCGUGCGUCACAAUCUGGCUGGUUCACUCCAGUACGGAGGACCUUUCGGUGGAGCCGUCGUCCAUGAGCGAGUCGGAAGGUCGGGCCGCAGUGCUGGCGUGCUCGCUGGCCGCUCACAGCGUGCUGGCACUGCUGCUGGCAGCACACACUGGGGACACGCCCAACAAGGGCUUGCCGGCAUUGCGUGUGUGGCUUCAGUGGUCGUGGUGUCGGCCCGCGGCGCUCCGGUCGCAUGCUUGGGGCUCCAGACCUCACAUGUGGGCAGCGCUCGCACACGCACUCAACAACAUGGGAGACGCCCUCGAAGACCCCGCCUAUGAGACCCUCCCUCUGCCGGAGGAUGAAGAGUUACACGGCUUCUUACCGCUGGAGGAGGCUUUGAAGGGACUCAAGUUUCCAAACCACUGCGGCUGGGACUCCAACAAACUGCCUCAAGAGGAACCCGAAGAAGACACGGCGUCCAGUGUAUCAGCGUCGUGGGGGUCGUCGUACCUGGCGCUGGUCAGCGACACCGAGCUGCAGGCCCGCGUGAGGACGGCGCGGCUGAGACGACUCGGGGAGAAACUGGCGGAGCAGCACCCGGGACUACUCACCUGCGAUACUGACGAAGACGGAGUGAUGACAUUUUCCACGAGCGAGUCUAGUAAGGAGCAGCUGUCCUUGGUGUUGGCGACCCUGACCCCGCCCUCCGCCCCGCCCACAGAGCCUAAGACCCCACCUCCGGCACCCCCACCACCACCACUCAUCAUAUCAGAGGCUGACUUUCGAGAGAAAGUACGAGAAAAACGCGCUGGCAUUCUCAAGCCGCAGGGGUCGCUGGAGCGCGCGAGGGAGGAGAGACGAGCCGCGCCCGCCGCUGAGGAUCAGGACGGCGAGGAGUGUGAGGAGGGAAGUAAGAACGAGGACAAGAAGGAGGCUCGCAAACCACGAGUCAACAUCGCCAUGGCGGCCAUCAUGAGGAAACAGGAGGAGAGCAACAAACAGGUUAAAUUUGUAACUCCACCCCCCACGCCGGAGACCACAGAUGAAGCGAGCGAGAGUUCGUCGAAGGACGAGAAAACCAAAGUCAUUCAACCGAAGGCCAUUAAAUCAUUAGCAAAUUUACCGGUGGGAAGAAAAACGGGGGGAAUUCUCUCGUUGAAAGAUAAGUCGGCCGGAUAUCCGCAUCUCCAGAAUACGGAAACGGAAACGAAGAAACCGGAACAGGAGAAGAUGAACGAAGAGAAGUCUGCCCAAAACAGUUCCGUCUCGCAGAGUUACCAUCAACGCGAUCAAGGUACCAACUGGCCGACGAUGCCGGCGCCCUACGGUGACAAUAAUAAGAUGAACUUCCAAAAGAAUUACGGAAUACAAAACAGCGGGAUAAGUUACAACCCCAACUACCAACCUCCCCCCAACACUCAGGGGAUACGACUACCUGUUGUCAACCCCAAGGAGAUCGACGUCAGGACGGCGGCGCUUCAGAAACAGAACUCUCGCCAGGAAAUAUUCCAGGAGGCCAACAAAUUCAAUCACGGAUACCAAAUAUCGGGGGACAAAAAGAAUUUCCUCAACGACCUGCCGCCGAGAUUCGCGAAUCAGUACCGCUACUGGCAGAGUCCGCAGGAAAACCAGUUCAACGACAACAAGUUCCGGGACGACAGCAACAAACUCACCGCGCCCUUCACGGCACAACCUCCGAGACAAAAUUGGCCGAACCAGAGUGAAAACUUCCAACAGGGGAUUCCCUGGUGGAAACCUGAUACCCGCACCAAUUUCAAUCAGCCUAACUUCUCCACCACACCCAUGAAUGUACCAAACUUCUAUUCUCAAAUGUCCGGGAACGUGCCUAAUAUUUAUCCAAAUUUACAAUACAGCCAGAUGCAAGGACAGAAUAUUGGCCAAAACAUGCCAACCGUGGGCCAGAAUUUGGCAAAUAUAGGACGAAAUAAACAGGAUAGUUUGGCGCCGUCGUUCGGUCAGUCGGCCGUCGGUCAGCCGCAGCUCCAGACCCUGGCGAGCAUGGUGUCGUCUCCCGGCUACGGCUCGGCCUUGAACAGCUUCACCCCCUACCCGGCGGCCGUCAGCUACGACUCUUCCUUGUAUCCUCAGUUCAACAAACUCGGCUACCAGCCCCUGCAGCUGAACAAACAGAACUUCCAAGGGAAGGAGUCGGAGCCCGGAGUCAGCUUCGGCAGCAACGUGCUGGACGUACAGCAUAUGAAUUAUAACGAACCGUUCGUCGCCGACGGAGCCAACGACGCCUCGGAAGACGCGGCGGGCGCUCAGUCGGAGGCCGGCGUCUCCAACACAUACUCGCUGUUCCGACAAGACGCGCACGCCUGGCCGCCCUCCACACAUCAGUCGCUGUGGUCGGGGCCGGGCGGGUCUCCGCUGGAGCGUCUCCUCGAGCAACAGAAGCAGAUGAAGCCGCCGUCGACGCACUGAUCGCCGCCUCGCUCCGAGUGCGUCAUAAAAUCCUCUGUGCUAUUGUAUUAUAUUUCCGUGACGUCACGGACCCUGCGCAUUAAUUUAAUUGAUGUCCGCGACUGUCCGAGAUCACAAACUUUCUACUCAACCAAACAUUAAUGGUCGCUCGUCAGACGCUAGGUUCGGAGUCCAAGCCGCCUGCCGACGAUUCUUCCCGAUGUAUCUGUUAAGUACAACUCUUGUUUGUAUAUAGUGAGCGUGGCCGAGCGCUCGCGGCUUGCGAUCUUCGCUCGAAAUUCGUAAUUAAAGUUUUAAUAAAUG